GGUAAAGCCCGCGGUUGGAACCCAAAAUUGCCUCUCUCCCUCUCUCCCUCUCUCAUCUGCUUUUCCAUCUCCUUCUACCUGAGACUGCUUUAAUUCCACUUCUCUCUCUCUCUCUGCUGCAACCAUGUUGGUGUUUCUUGCAAAGCACCGCAUAAGCAGAUGCAGACCUCUCUUUCUUCUUCUUCUUCUCAUUUUCUCCCUUUCCGUUACCGCUUCAUCCGCUUGCUCCAACGGCAACUGCCAGGUUCUAGACUCGUGUGCUGCGGCCACCGACUGUGGGCCCGGGCUUUACUGUGGCAACUGCCCUUCGAUGGGUAAGAAUCAACCCAUUUGUACCAGAGGCCAAGCUACAAUACCCACUCCUGUAGUCGAUGGGUUGCCGUUCAACAAGUACUCAUGGCUUGUCACGCACAAUUCGUUUUCGAUUGUUGAUUUUCCGCAGUUGGCGGGUGUUCAGAGAAUUACGGUGUAUAAUCAAGAGGAUACUGUUACUAACCAAUUGAGAAAUGGAGUGAGAGGACUAAUGUUGGACAUGUAUGACUUCAACAACGAUAUCUGGCUCUGCCAUUCGUUUCGCGGACAGUGUUACAACUUCACCGCCUUUCAACCUGCAAUAAACACAUUGAAGGAAGUAGAAGCAUUCUUAGGCACAAAUCCGACUGAAAUCGUUACCGUUAUAAUUGAAGAUUAUGUGCAUACUCCAAAAGGCUUGACAAAAUUGUUCACUGAUGCGGGGUUAGUUAAGUACUGGUUUCCGGUAUCUAAGAUGCCAAAAAAGGGUCAAGAUUGGCCCACUGUUACUGAUAUGGUCCAACAAAACCACCGGUUACUGGUUUUCACUUCCGACUCCUCGAAGGAAGCUGGUGAAGGAAUUGCUUAUCAGUGGAGGUAUAUGGUUGAAAAUGAAUCUGGGGAUCCUGGUGUGGUGCAAGGCUCUUGCCCAAACAGAAAGGAAUCAAAGCCGCUCAAUUCGAGGAGCUCAUCUCUGUUUCUGCAGAAUUACUUCCCCACAUUCCCAGUUGAAGCUGAUGCUUGCAAAGAGAAUUCAGCUCCGCUUCUUGACAUGGUCGGGACAUGUUAUAAAGCAGCAGGCAAUGCAAUACCGAACUUUUUGGCAGUGAACUUUUACAUGAGAAGCGAUGGAGGAGGCGUUUUUGACGCUCUGGAUCGAAUGAAUGGUCAGGCAUUGUGUGGGUGUAGCUCAGUUUCUGCUUGUCAGGCAGGAGCACCUUUUGGAGUUUGCAAAAGCACUCCUGUAUCUAAUGGGACUCCACCAACCUAUGCUGCUCCUGCGGGAACUUUUUCCGGAUCUGUGCAGUUAACAGGAUCUGCUUCAACUGUUCACACCACUAGUCCCUUGGUUUUCUGCUUGUUUUAUUUCAUUUCAAUGUUUUUCAAAUUAUGACUAAUAUGGAUGUUUCUGGUAGAUGGUCAAUGAGCUACGCCCUUGAGUGUGGGGUUAUAGUGUCUUAGUACGUAAAUUUUGGAGUUAGAAUAGGAAGCCGCAAGCUUCCUUUGGGAAGUCAAGACAUGCUGGCUAGAUUUAUAAGGUAAGGUUAAAUAUGGGAGAGCUAUUUAAAGUAAUACCAAGUCAAGAGACAAGAAGGUGCUUUGAAAUUUGUGGUCAAGAUCGGCCAAAAUAGAUCAACAAGAAGCCAGGAGGUGGUUCAGGUAUUUCUACCAGACUUGACUGUGAAUUUCUGCACUGCAGUGUGCUUAUUAAUGCAAGAAUAAUGGUCUUGCUAUUCGGGAUACACGCUUAGUUAAAAUUUGCUUUAGAAUCGUGUUGUUCCUUUCAUUUGUUUGCUCAUUGCUUUGCUGUGGUGGGUGUUGUCACUCAAGUUGGAGAAUAUAUAAGACUGCAGUUUCAUUCAUCACAGAAAUCCCUUCCCAUAGCUGAAGUGUAAUAAGUUUCAAGUCAGAACACUAGGUGUCCUAAAAAUCCAUUUUGGCAUUGUCGAAUGCAUGCUGUUAUUAAAUGAAAAUGUCAAUGGCUAGAUGAUAAACCAUGUCAUAAGUAUUGUUAUGCUUAGUUAGUAGUCUUAACACCAUUUGUUUGAUUCAACAAAGAUGUUUAGUGGAAAAUUAAGCUCAUAUUUUCUAUAUUAGACAAAAUUUCAAUGGCAUUCAUAUUGCAUCUUGCUCAAGCAUUGGAAAUUUUCAUCCUAAGUGCUUCUUCCGAUUGUUAUAUCAUCCCAUGCUUCAUUGGUGAAAUCGUCGGUGCAGUUGUCUCGAUUAUGCAUGCUUAUAUGUUUGAGAUUGCCCUCACGAUAUAUUCAAUUAGGUCAGUGAAACACACGUGGUGUGCUUGUAUUUUCUGUUAUUCUGUGUAUGCCGUGGUGUAUGUCUUGCAAGUAAUCAUUGCUAUUUGUUCAUUCAAAAGAGUUAAUUUCAGAAUUUUUUAUCACAUCCAUUAGAAGGAUGGUUUUGUGGAGCUUUGGGUUUUGAGAGACCCAUGGGAUAUUUGCUACUUCAGCAAUAUUGGAAAACAACGAAAAUUAGAGAGCUUAAAACUGGAAGACACCACAAAUAUUUUCAAAAAUCUUACUUUGUUCAAAAAUUUGCUCGUUAUGCAGCAUUCAUUUGCGUACAUGCUGAAAUGUCAUGAUUUCUGCUCAUAUUUUGCCAGGUUUCUGAUGGCCAUUUUGAGAUGGUCAUGUUAUAUAUGUAGCAGCAGCAAUAUUUGGAGAACGUAUGGGUUCGUAUUGGUGGUGGAGGAAGUGUUCCGGCCUUCAUCAAUGUUUUUCUAUAUAUGUAUGGUUUGCCUUAAAGUGCGAGGAAAAAUAACGAAGCAGUGGUGUUUAAUUUUCAAGACUAAAUGAUAUUAUCAUAUUUACUUUCACAUAAUUGAUGGUAUUCUCAAGUCUAA
Molecule: messenger RNA, 2869 nt
Organism: Rhododendron vialii
Lineage: Eukaryota; Viridiplantae; Streptophyta; Magnoliopsida; Ericales; Ericaceae
Product: PI-PLC X domain-containing protein At5g67130
Exons: 8
Coding region: 125-1405 (426 amino acids)
Biological process (GO): lipid metabolic process
Molecular function (GO): phosphoric diester hydrolase activity
Source: RefSeq, a predicted model, not a curated record